GGUUUUGGUUCUGCUUUUCAUCAAUUCGCAAGAAUUGAGGUUAAUCGGGGAGGAGUGUCGGGAUACAACCAGGGGUUGUUGUCUUCUUUUUCUCUUUUUGCUCUUCAUGGAAAAUACAAGGGAGGACAUGUAUAAUGACGGAUUGGAAGCCAUCUGUGCGAUCAUUCUAUUUCCUUUUGUUACUUCAUUCCAGUUCACUCACGAUGACCGGCUUGCAUUGCUGCACAUGUCAUGGCGCUUUGGGGGAUUCUGCAUGGGUUGUUUGUUUGUCACUGCCCUGAUCUUCCUGUGGAUAUAGCAUGCGAGACAGGAGUUACCUUUUGAAUUGACCAACAUUUUGGAU
This is a messenger RNA of Aspergillus welwitschiae, 343 nucleotides long. RefSeq lists its product as uncharacterized. Bases 107 to 298 code for a protein of 63 amino acids. Lineage: Eukaryota; Fungi; Ascomycota; Eurotiomycetes; Eurotiales; Aspergillaceae. The transcript has a single exon. The record is from RefSeq and is a predicted model, not a curated record.